Impatiens glandulifera is the source of this 1051-nucleotide messenger RNA. RefSeq names its product ATG8-interacting protein 1-like. Bases 157 to 1017 code for a protein of 286 amino acids. Gene Ontology annotation, cellular component: intracellular membrane-bounded organelle. The transcript is spliced from 3 exons. NCBI's taxonomy places the organism in Eukaryota, Viridiplantae, Streptophyta, Magnoliopsida, Ericales, Balsaminaceae. The record is from RefSeq and is a predicted model, not a curated record.
AACACGCCACAUUUGCCGGUAAACCAUACUGUGUUCCACCGGCCACGUUUUACCAUUCAUCGAAUCAUCAUCAUCAACACCAAAUCCUCCAUUCUCUCUCCCCAAUUUCUCGCCGCAGCAGCUUCCUUCGAUCCAGAAUACUCUACAAGUAUUUCCAUGGAAAAUAGUGAGGAGGUGGGACCAAAUGCUAAUCGAGGAGCAGAAUGGGAAGUUGUUUCACUUACAGCAUCAGCUUAUGCGGCUGCUCCUAGUGCAGAUCAAGUUGGACCACCGGUUAUAGAUGAAAAGGAAAAUAUGGUUGUUGAUGAAAAUACAUCAGAUGCUCUUUUUAUGUCUGGUCAUUUUGUUUUCCCCCCAAGUCAGCAUGAAAAUUUACCCAUAGAAUCUGAGGCUACUAAAAAACAGAAUGUACAAGAAGGUAAAGAUGAAGAAGAUGAAAUUGUUGUUGAGCAAGUGGGUAAAUCUGACACGAUAGAAGGAAAGAGUUUGAAUGCAAAAGGAUUGACAAUGGAGGAUGAAUUUCCUGGAAUAACGCUAUUUGAUGACCAGGGUAAUAGUUUAUCUAAAACAGAUUUUGAUUUGGCUACUGAGGAGACUAGAUUUUUUAGUUCUCAUACUACAUUUACUGAGUCCACAUCAGACAUUCCUCACCCAACCGAUCCAUCUGUGAGAAGCUUAGGUUUAAGUCCACAGCAGUUACCAGAUGAGGAGGAAGAAGAAGAUAAGCAACACAAUGGUUCUGAACUCCCAUGUCAGGCUUGGUGGAAGAGACAAGCUCUUUCCCUAUAUACACAUGCCAAAGAUGCAAAUUCAUUUUGGUCCAUUUUUGUGGCAGCAGCUGUUAUGGGUCUUGUAAUCAUUGGACAGCAUUGGCAAAAGGAUAAGUGUCAGUUAGGCAUCAAUGACGAGAAAAUCGGAAGAAUGUUGGGCCGACCUAUUUAUAGAUUGAAAGAUGUGAUCUUUGGUGGGAAUAGAAGAGGUUCUUUCAUCAGAGGUAAUCCUUCUGCAGAUCAUUAAGAUGGGUUAUGUAUGAUGAUGAAAAAUAAUGGUA